Oldenlandia corymbosa var. corymbosa is the source of this 396-nucleotide messenger RNA. The record is from the annotation of a GenBank genome assembly. Lineage: Eukaryota; Viridiplantae; Streptophyta; Magnoliopsida; Gentianales; Rubiaceae.
AUGGUUGUUGUGAUUCCUAGGAAUACCCCCGUCCCUACCCGAAAAACAUCCACGAUGACUACUGCAUUGGACAACCAAUCUUCUUUAAGUAUUAAAGUGUUCGAAGGAGAGAGAGCCAGAUCAACUGACAACAAUCUGUUGGGUGAAUUAGUGCUCACUGGCAUUCAAAUAGCCCCAAGGUUUGUCCCUAAAAUCGAAGUCAGCUUUGAUUUGCACACCAAUGGCAUUUUGAACGUCCAUGCGCGGGAUAAGAUCACAUUUGCAGAGAGCAGCAUCAGCCUCAGAAGUGGAAGACUAUUAAGAGUCGAAAUAGAGAAGAUGGUAGAGGAAGCCAACAAGUUCAAAGCCCGAGGACGAAAAACACAGGAACAAGUCGAGAGCAAGGUGGGAUUUUGA